This is a messenger RNA of Rhinopithecus roxellana (golden snub-nosed monkey), 1491 nucleotides long. It is a transcript of the gene APCS, whose product is annotated as amyloid P component, serum. Bases 99 to 770 code for a protein of 223 amino acids. Gene Ontology annotation, biological process: innate immune response. Gene Ontology annotation, molecular function: complement component C1q complex binding. Lineage: Eukaryota; Metazoa; Chordata; Mammalia; Primates; Cercopithecidae. The transcript is spliced from 2 exons. The record is from RefSeq and is a predicted model, not a curated record.
AAGGGCGUGAAUAUCAGACGCUAGGAGGAUAGCCACUGUGUUGUCUGCUGCCCUCAUCCUGGUCACUGCUAAUGCUAUAAUAGCCCUAGGCCAGGAAUAUGAACAAGCUGCUGCUUUGGGUCUCUGUCCUCACCAGCCUCCUGGAAGCCUUUGUUCACACAGACCUCAGUGGGAAGGUGUUUGUAUUUCCUAGAGAAUCUGUUACUGAUCAUGUAAACUUGAUCACACAGCUGGAGAAGCCUCUACAGAACUUUACCUUGUGUUUUCGAGCCUACAGUGAUCUCUCCCGUGCCUACAGCCUCUUCUCCUACAAUACCCAGGGAAAGGAUAAUGAGCUAGUAGUUUAUAAAGAAAGAGUUGGAGAUUAUAGUCUAUACAUUGGAAGACAAAAAGUUACAUUCAAAGUUAUUGAAAAGUUCCCGGCUCCAGUGCACAUCUGUGUUAGCUGGGAGUCCUCAUCAGGUAUUGCUGAAUUUUGGAUCAAUGGGACACCUUUGGUGAAAAAGGGUCUGCGACAGGGUUACUCUGUGGAAGCUCAGCCCAAGAUUGUCCUGGGGCAGGAGCAGGAUUCCUAUGGCGGCAAGUUUGAUAGGAGCCAGUCCUUUGCGGGAGAGAUUGGGGAUUUGUACAUGUGGAACUCUGUGCUGCCCCCAGAAGAGAUCCUGUCUGCCUAUCAGGGUACCCCAGUCCCUGCCAAUAUCCUGGACUGGCGGGCUCUGAACUAUGAAAUCAAAGGAUAUGUCAUAAUCAAACCCCUGGUGUGGGUCUGAGGUCGUGACUCAACAAGAUCACUUGAAAAUGAAAUGACCAUGUAAGAGAUCUGCUCAAAGCAACUGGAUACCAGAUCUUACACCUGCAGCUCUUUCUUCUUUGAAUUUCCUAUCUGUAUAUCUGCCGAAUUAAAAAAGAUAUAUUGUAUCUUUUUUACAAUACCUGCAUUUGUUUAGUGCUUAUCAUAGUCCCAUAUCUUUAUCUUAUAUCUACUACUUAUCUAUCUACUACUUAUUUGGUAAUUGGUGUUUCAUUAUCCUGAAAAAUCAAAUUGCCAAGUAUGGGGAGGAAAACCUAUAAGUAACUAGAAAGGUAUAUCACAAAACCAGGGCACUCAAUAAGCAGGACAGUGGCAAUACUUAAAAGCUACUAACAAUCAUUUUAAUAACGAUUCAAAAUAUGUGUGGAAUUGCAAUCACAAUUCUUCUGUUUCUCCAGCUACAAAUCGAUCAAAAAGACGUCUGAGGUUGCAUCAGGGAGACAACUAUAAUGAAAUAAGUAAGCAAUAGUUGAGAACCUAACAGCAAGUAAUGAGACAGGAAGAAUAAAACUGGAAGUCAGAAUGAAAACCAAAAAAGUAUGAGACUGGGAUGGUUUUGUAUGAAGACAAACAUAACUUUAUGUCUCAAAAACCUCAGUAGGACUGUACAAUACUUGAUUUUCAUAAUGCUGUCCUGAUGUCAUCAAAAAAUGUUAUACUCUGAAUAUUGCUUACAUGAA